This is a messenger RNA of Pleuronectes platessa (European plaice), 1810 nucleotides long. It is a transcript of the gene timm22, whose product is annotated as translocase of inner mitochondrial membrane 22 homolog (yeast). The transcript is spliced from 4 exons. Gene Ontology annotation, cellular component: TIM22 mitochondrial import inner membrane insertion complex. Gene Ontology annotation, biological process: protein insertion into mitochondrial inner membrane. Bases 1 to 600 code for a protein of 199 amino acids. NCBI's taxonomy places the organism in Eukaryota, Metazoa, Chordata, Actinopteri, Pleuronectiformes, Pleuronectidae. Gene Ontology annotation, molecular function: transmembrane protein transporter activity. The record is from RefSeq and is a predicted model, not a curated record.
AUGGCCGCCUCCACGGGAGCUGCGGACGCUGCUGCCUCAGACCCGCAAGGGCCGGGCCCGGCUGCUCCGGGUCUGGACACCAUCCAGUACAGCCUGAUCUUGGAGCACCUGAUCGGGGACAAGCGGCCGCUGAAGGAGCUGAGCCCCGGGGUGAUGGGGGGACUGCCGAUGCCGAUGAAGAGCGACGAGCAGAAGAUGAUCGAGAGAGGAAUGGAGAGCUGCGCCUUCAAGUCCGUGCUGGCCUGUGUGGGAGGCUUCGUUCUUGGAGGAGCUUUUGGUGUUUUCACUGCCGGCAUCGACACCAACGUUGGCUUCGAUCCUAAAGACCCCCUGAGAACUCCGACAGCUCGAGAAGUCCUCAAAGACAUGGGCUCGAGGGGCAUGUCCUACGCCAAGAACUUUGCCAUCGUGGGCGCCAUGUUCUCCUGCACAGAGUGCGUCAUAGAAUCACAUCGGGGUAAAUCUGACUGGAAAAACGCAGUGUACAGCGGUUGCGUAACAGGAGGAGCAAUUGGAUUCCGUGCUGGUCUGAAAGCUGGGGCCCUGGGAUGUGGAGGUUUUGCUGCGUUCUCUGCUGCCAUUGAAUAUUACUGGCGGUGAGCCGUUAAAGAGCGGCUCAGUGAGAACUGAAUCUGUACAUGUGGACGAGCCUGUGAGGACUCACUGUGAAUAUCUACCAUGGAGGAUUUCUGCAGAACUGAUUUAUUUGGAGGAAGUCACAGGUUCCUGUUUGUACAGUGACGCCACCGGGAACUGAAACAGACCUGACUUCUGUUUUCCUCCUGUGUUUCAUCUACUUUUGUCUGUUGGGAAGUUUGAGCAAAACAAACCAACUUGUUAUGGAAAAUCAAGAAACUCUGCUGAAAGCUUUAGAGGUAAAAUGUAUAAAUGUUAGAUGAAAGUCACUGUUACUCUGAGUCAGGACAUUGAUAUGAUUUUUCAGUAACUAAUCCACAUCAGGAUAUUUAUAUUAAAUAUGUUUUUUUUGUUAACUCUGGCAUCCAUCCCUUUUAAUAUGAUGACUCAUAGUGCAUCAUGGGUACAGGGGAAAUAUUGAAGCGCAGUCAACAACAGAACUUCUCAAAAUAAUCACACAAAAAUGUAUUAUAGGCACAGAUCCAACCUCAUCUUCAAGUGUGUAAACCACGGUUGCGUGUAGGAGAAAUUGGCAUAAUGCACACAGGACAAACACAUGCAGUGCAGUCACAUAAAUUAUUUUCCUCUCCAAAAAAAAAAAAGAAAACUAUAAAAUCUAAUAUGUACUAAUGAGCUAAAAGCAUUUCAUUGUCAUAAAAGUACCAACAUUCCACCUAAAAAUCUGUGAAGACUUAACAUCUAUAAACCUUAAACCUCAAUAAAGAAUAUCUCGACAUUAGUUAAUUUAAUAUGGACACUAAAGCACAAGAUCAUUUGGGUCUGGAUAAAACAAGUCACGCUUUAUUUAAAACAAGCUUGAGUCCCGUCCACACACAACAGGCCCUGCUGUGAUUACACCUGCACGUCCUGUCGUUCAGAGCCAACUGUUCCAUCGUCUCAGUAAUCAGCUUUUGGGAAUAGAUGGAAUUUUUCCCAGUCACCAUCUUAUUCAAUAAUAAAAACGCUCAAACCAACAAGUUUAUGUUUACGCCCCUGUUUGUUGGUUUGUGUGUUUGUCAGCGGGAUUAUGCAAAAAGUGUUGAACUGCUGAUGAAACUAUAAUUAUGGAACAUGAGCUAAGAAAUAACUAAUGAUCUGCAUCAGGGAGCGGAUCCUGGAAAUUAUUUUUGUUUGUGCUUGUUUAAUAAUUCAAUAAAAAAAAUAUUUUCUAUUA